AUGAGUGCCAACGACAAAUACUCAACGCCUUUGUCCUCCAGAUAUGCUUCUGAAGAGAUGUCGAAAAUUUUCUCUCUCAGAAACAGAUUCUCCACUUGGAGAAAGCUCUGGUUGAACUUAGCUAUCGCUGAGAAGCAGGUUGGUCUUUCUGUGAUCACCGAUGAAGCCAUUGAGCAAAUGAAACAACACUUGGAGAUCACUGAUGAGGAGAUCGCCGCUGCUUCGAAGGAGGAGGCGAAAGUGAGACACGAUGUCAUGGCCCACGUUCACGUUUUUGGUGAAACGUGCCCUGCUGCCGCUGGUAUCAUCCACUUGGGAGCGACUUCUUGUUUUGUCACUGACAAUGCCGAUUUGAUCUUCUUGAGAGACGCCUAUGACGUGUUGAUCCCUAAGUUGGUCAAUGUGAUCGACAGAUUGUCGAAAUUUGCUCUUGAGUAUAAGGACUUGCCUGUGUUGGGGUGGACUCACUUCCAGCCUGCUCAACUCACUACUGUUGGUAAGAGAGCUACUUUGUGGAUUCAGGAGUUGUUGUGGGAUUUGAGAAACAUGGUCAGAGCAAGAAAUGACUUGGGUCUCAGAGGUGUCAAGGGUACCACAGGUACCCAGGCUUCUUUCUUGUCUCUUUUUCAUGGUGAUCACGACAAGGUUGAGGAGUUGGACGAGACUGUCGUCAAGCUUUUGGGAUUCGAGCACGUUUACCCUGUGACUGGCCAGACUUACUCCAGAAAGAUCGACAUUGACGUCUUAAGCCCAUUGGCUUCUUUGGGCGCUACCACUCACAAGUUCGCUACCGACAUCAGACUCUUGGCUAACUUGAAGGAAGUUGAGGAACCAUUUGAAAAGUCCCAGAUUGGUUCUUCUGCUAUGGCUUACAAGAGAAACCCAAUGAGAUGCGAGAGAGUGUGCUCCUUGUCCAGACACUUGGGUGGAUUGUUGAAUGAUGCCAUUCAGACCGCUUCCGUGCAAUGGUUUGAGAGAACGUUGGAUGACUCCGCUAUCAGAAGAAUCUCGCUCCCAUCUGCUUUCUUGACAGCUGACAUAUUGUUGUCUACAAUGAACAACAUCACCUCCGGUCUUGUGGUUUACCCAAAGGUCAUCGAGAGAAGAAUCCAGGAGGAGUUGCCUUUCAUGGCUACUGAAAACAUUAUCAUGGCUAUGGUUGAGAAGGGUGCUUCAAGACAAGACUGUCACGAGGAAAUCAGAGUGUUAUCUCACCAAGCUUCUGCCAUGGUCAAGCAGGAAGGUGGCCGUAACGACUUGAUAGACAGAGUGAAAAAUACAAAGUACUUCGAGCCAAUUUGGAAUGACUUGGACAAGUUGUUGGACCCAUCAACCUUCGUUGGUCGUGCUCCACAGCAAACCGAGAAAUUCGUCAAGAAAACUGUCGCUGAGGCUUUGGAGCCUUACAAGAGCAUGAUCACCAAUGAGAACGUCUCUUUGAAUGUGUAA
This is a messenger RNA of Candidozyma auris, 1449 nucleotides long. RefSeq names its product adenylosuccinase ADE13 (gene ADE13). Lineage: Eukaryota; Fungi; Ascomycota; Pichiomycetes; Serinales; Metschnikowiaceae. Gene Ontology annotation, molecular function: N6-(1,2-dicarboxyethyl)AMP AMP-lyase (fumarate-forming) activity; (S)-2-(5-amino-1-(5-phospho-D-ribosyl)imidazole-4-carboxamido) succinate lyase (fumarate-forming) activity. Gene Ontology annotation, cellular component: cytosol. The transcript has a single exon. Bases 1 to 1449 code for a protein of 482 amino acids. Gene Ontology annotation, biological process: 'de novo' AMP biosynthetic process. The record is from RefSeq and is a predicted model, not a curated record.